AUGAAAUUUCUAACAAAAAAACGAAAAAUAAUAAGGAACCGUAACUUUGAUGAUUAUCAUGCCAUUCGAGUUAUCGAUUCUAAUAGUGAUAAGGAUAAAGGACCACCUUCUUUCUCAACCCUGAUUAGGGAAUCUGUUAAAAAUCAAGGCGAAAAAGGGUCAAGAAAGAAGUUGACUGAAACUGUCAAUCAGAAAGUUGAUAACUUCCAAUUUGCCUUCCGAUCAACUCCAGGAACUGACGGAUGCUCCCAAGACCAGACCCUAGUGAAUGAGCCAGUGAUGACUCUUCGCCAAUUAAAUAAAUGCUGCAAAAAGACCAAUGAUGAGGAAAAAAGAGUAGAGAUAGAUACCGAUAUUUCUGUUGGAGAUGCUGGCUUAAGGAAAUCUAAAAAAGUGGAAACGAAGAAAAUAGGAAAAAUAGAAAAUACCUUAGGUGUUAAAAAAUCAGUGCAAGAAAAUCCUUGCAAAAACAAGAAGUGUCAACAUUCCUGUGCAACAAAAUUGUCCUGCAUUAAGGAAACAGAAGUUAAGAGAAGGCGGGUAAUACAGAAUACAGUGGAAGAAACAGGACCUUCAAUUAUUUUAUUACAUAGAAUGAUCAGGAAAUCGAAGUUUGUCAACAAUUUAUUUUGA
Messenger RNA from Psylliodes chrysocephalus, 633 nucleotides. The record is from the annotation of a GenBank genome assembly. Lineage: Eukaryota; Metazoa; Arthropoda; Insecta; Coleoptera; Chrysomelidae.